This is a messenger RNA of Pyricularia oryzae 70-15, 2905 nucleotides long. RefSeq lists its product as uncharacterized. Gene Ontology annotation, molecular function: DNA binding; zinc ion binding; DNA-binding transcription factor activity, RNA polymerase II-specific. Gene Ontology annotation, biological process: DNA-templated transcription; regulation of DNA-templated transcription. The record is from RefSeq and is a predicted model, not a curated record. NCBI's taxonomy places the organism in Eukaryota, Fungi, Ascomycota, Sordariomycetes, Magnaporthales, Pyriculariaceae. The transcript is spliced from 9 exons. Bases 371 to 2497 code for a protein of 708 amino acids.
GCAAAUUGAGGUAGAAUUCGGUCAUCACUUGUAACAUGCAAUCGCCUCGGGAUAAUAUGCUGGAUACACACGUUUUCAAAAGUCGACGUUUAUUCUUAUUAAUCUAUUUUGUUAUAUUGGUUUUUUUUUUUUUCUCAAUCAAAAAAAAUCUCUUCUCUCCCUUGGUUCUUGUGGGAGAUACUACGCAAUUGACAUCGCCCAGCCGAUGAGCAUACAAUGUUUCCUUCCAACUCGAUCCCGAAUGCUUUAUGACGACGACUAAUUUGGCUCAUUGUAAACCCAAGUACUAAAGCCACCUGAUCCACGACCACAUGGAAUUUGCGACGAGACCGAUACCACCACCUUUUCGGCCUCCUUUAUAACACGAUAAAUGAUGGGCAGCGAAAGGCCAGAGUCGGACACCUCUGGCAGUCCGAGACCUAGCGUUGCUGGUCCCUCUAGUGGCCAGCGGAGGGAAAGGGGAGCAAUCGCAGCCCAGGCAUGUGAAAACUGUCGAUCUAGAAAGCAGAAAUGUGACGAGCAGCGUCCAAAAUGUUCAACAUGUCGGAAAUUCAAUCUCGAGUGUCAUUAUCGUGAACCUCAGCCCACCAAAAAAGACAAGACCCUUGUGGAAAUUCUCGAACGCAUCAAGGGGUUGGAGCGCAAGUUUGACACCCUGACCAUGCAGCAGGCUCCUUUCCAUACACCCAUGGUGACAAACCACCCGGUAAUCACCCAAGUAACGAUGCCUCCAGGUAGCCUUUCUCCCAUGACGGGCACGGGAGCCCAUGCUUCUGAAGACGGCAGUAUAGUCGCAGGUGUCAACCCGCCUCAUGCGUAUGCUACGUCGGUCCAUCAGCUGCUCACUUGGCCUAUAAUUCAACAGCUGCUCAACAGUGUCAGCGCAAGGAUGCCUGAGAUCAACGUUGCCAAUAUAGAACAAGAGGGAGUCAACAUUAUUUUGGGCAUCAACAAAUCAGACCACCUGCCGGCCGAACCAGCUGGACCUGUGACCACCAUCGAUUCGACCACGUCCAUGCCCAAUCCGAACAUUUCAGAGUUCGGUGGUAUUCCUCUGACGAGCGCCUCCAUGCAGCUACUCUCGAAUGCGUACUUUGACACCUUCAACCACUGCCAUCCAUUAUUAGAGCCGGAUACCUUUGCGAGCGAAAUCCUGGGCCCGCUUUGCAAUGAUGGCCUGGAUGACACAGUCAAGUCGACCUUGGCACUGGUGGUGUUUGCUUUGGGGGAGCUCGCCAUCGCAGGUGAUCAUGGUGCACCUGUCAGUGUGUACAACACACGCCCCGGCGGCGUCAAGGGUGGAACGCUAAGGAAUCCACCCGGUUUGGCAUUAUACAACGAGGCGCGACGACGCAUGGGCUUCACCAUGGCCGAUUCGUCACUUGAAUCUGCGCAAGCAUUUGCUCUGGCUGGGCUGUACUGCGAGGCCUGCUUUAGUCACUCGGAGUUUUGGCGCAUGACAAUGUCUGCUGCUCUGGCCUGCCAGGCAUUGGUGCUUGGGAGGAGCGCGGAGCCUUCUUCUGCACGCGCAGAUAUGACCAAACGAUGCUUUUGGCACUGCAAGAUAAUUGAAAGUUAUUUUGAUAUCGAAUUGGGGCUUCCUCGUGGUAUAUUGGAACAGCUCGAGGAUGUCGUUGGGCCCCCAGUGUUUAGUGGACUGCUCUCUCACGAUGAUAUUAUGGGAACUUCUUUGGCGAAGGACCAUUUUGUGUCAGCUGUAGCAAUGCGACGGCUGGCUUUGGAAGCUCACGCAGUGCUCAACAACGGCCAUUUCGCUUCUCGAUAUUCAACUGGCGCUCUCGAUCCGGAUGGGUUCACUUUGGCUGUCAAGAAUCUAGCCAAUCAGGCCGAACACUGGCGGACAAUGCUCCCACCGCCGCUCCGCUGGCGAGAGAAUCAACCCGGCGAGUUUCCCAACCCUUCCCUCUACUCUGACAUCCACAGCUCGUCGGUAUUCGCCACAGGAUCAUCCCUUGAUGUACCGCCUCCGGCUCUGAGCUCACCGUCGGGUUUCAUGUUCACCACCGAUCUUGAUGUGGCACCAGUCACAUACCCAUACAACCUCGACAUCAUGACUGCGGUGCUGCGGUCGAGGUUUUACUACAUCAAGUUUGUGAUUAACCGCCCGUACGUCUACAAGGCGCUCGUCAACCCAGAACAGCUGACCGGAGAGGAGGCCGAGGGCGCCGCGGAGUGCCUCAGGGCCUGCUUAAAAUGGCCCGUGUCCAUGUCGCCAACGUGUUCGCAUAAGAGGCUGAUCCCUUGCCUCUUCUUCUGGACGCAGAAUAUGCUCGGGAUAUUGAUCCUGCUGCAUCUCAGCCACAGCACACCGAUGCUGUCGAGGAUACGCAGCACUUUGUGUGGAGAGAGCUUUGAGCUGGAGGCGAGCGAGACCGUUGGCUUGUACCUUGACUGGCUGCGAGACCUCAAGAGCGUUGACGCGGCAGCCAGGUGGGCGUGGGCGAUUGUGAGAGCUAUAUAUAAUCUCGAAGAGUAGACGUGCGGGAAAUCACCUGGCUGAGUGUGGGGAAACGACAACAGAAGGCCGUUGGAUAUAAUAUAAACCUCAUACUGCAGUCUUGUCGGAGACUCGGCCCUCGCGAACUAAGUAUGUUCCGAGACAAUGUGCGGCAGACGGAGCAUGGUACGACUAUUACGAAUAUCACAUUGAUGCUGAAUACGAUGUGAUAUAAUCCUUGUCGGCAGUAUACAGUAACGAGCUCGUGCUCGUCUUCUUUCUGACUUUAUUUUUCUGUGACCUUGUCUUCGUACACAUUUGAUACCACCCCCUCCGUACAAAAGGACCAACAUGUGUUUCUGCUGGUUUGGCGAACGUGAAGUGCCCCCACUUUGGGAACAGGGGGUGGAAAGCAAAAAAAAAAAAAAAAAAAAAAAAAAAGACAUC